This is a messenger RNA of Talaromyces stipitatus ATCC 10500, 3602 nucleotides long. Its product is annotated as kinesin, putative. Gene Ontology annotation, biological process: nucleoside metabolic process. Gene Ontology annotation, molecular function: catalytic activity; protein binding. Lineage: Eukaryota; Fungi; Ascomycota; Eurotiomycetes; Eurotiales; Trichocomaceae. The record is from RefSeq and is a predicted model, not a curated record. Bases 1 to 3426 code for a protein of 1141 amino acids. The transcript has 9 exons.
AUGACGAACAGAGAUUCACCAUCUAGCCGCAAUGGCAAGAAGUCAGCAAACGCAAGGGUAUCUCUUCAACAUCAGGAUUACAGGCCGUUCGAAACUCUCGAACCGGACGUUGUCUUCACCGGCACCGUUCCCACUCGCUGGGCUAUAAUGUACGUUGACAGAUCCGGAAACGUCAGAGAAAUGUCAAAUCUUUAUACGUCUGUUUUCGAUUCCCGUGCGCGAGACGCAUUCGCAUUCGCACAAGGUCUUUUGCCAAAUAGGCAAGAUUCCCUUCCUUCUCCGCAUACGGCCUACCGUCCCGGCCAUAGGAGACAGUCUUCGUGUGCAAGGCAAUCAAAGCGGCAGAGAGCUGAAUUUAGCGAGGAGCCACUGAGUGUUGAGGUUGUUGAAGCUUUUGAAAACCCAGAAAAUCAGGUCCUCCUAGAAAUUGGUGACACGAAGAAAGUCACCGCAUUUUAUACAACGGCUUUCACACGAUUGCAACAAAUCAACUGCCGUUUACUGGCUAAGAACUUUAUCAAAAUUAUCGAGCCUCGUAAGCAGGUCAGACACCCAUACAACGGCGGAAGAAAAUCGGGCGGAGCACCCGGUGAGAAGGGAGACCCCGAAGACACAAAGCCUGACUGGUGGCCUCGCAAUAUUAUACACAAGGAACCCGACCAUCUCAAGAAGAAUUAUCGUGUGAAGCUUCUCGUUCAUCUUGUCCAAAACCUCUUUCCUAUCGGAAUAACAGUAGAUUUACUCGAAGAAGCUGUCGGCGAUACCAGGAGACAUCUUGUACCUGAAGAGAAAGCCGAGGAGAAAGCUGCAAUGCUAGAAGAAAUAAUCCGCGUCAGAAAGAGCGAAGAGCGGUACCUGAGCAAUAAAAUUGACGGAACCACUCAGGUUUACGUUACCGACUACGACAGAGAUAGGAGGGGAGAGCCCGAAUCUGACGAUGAAGGAGAGACGUCCAAAGUAAUUCCUCCUCCUGCAAGUGCCGGUUCCUCGCCACAGAUACAGCACCUCGAAGCCUCCCAGGGUCCUUUAGACGUGGCCAGUAUGCCCCAGUACGUAUCGCCAUUGGAGACUACCUCGAGCUUUCAGAUGCCCGCCGAAUUAGGCUUUACGAUACCCGGACAGCGAACACAAGAAUUCGUAUCUACGCAGUCUGAGUUCGGCCAUCUUAACUUUGCUAAUACACUAAUAACAGGUCCGCUGCCGACUCCCACUCACAACCAGUUCAUGGAUCACUCCCAAUUCGCAGAGAUCAGUCCAACAAACCAUCUACUCGCUGUUAGUCCGGCUCAUGCACAAGCGAAUCCUUCUGCGUCUUUUCCGGUUUGGUCUUCCGCGUCUCAGCAAAACAUAUAUUCACCAGUCGAUUACAGUAACAAAGCUGGUCGUCAGAUGCCACCGCACAUGGUGUAUUCGUCAUACAGACCAUACUCUUCACUACAAGACGUUCCCCAAACUAUUUCAGUACCAGAAUUUUCACGCCCUCCAGAUUAUGACAUGGCAAACAUGAACAGCCUCUCUUUCCGAACUGGUUCUUUGAGUCAGCCACACAUUGUGCACCACCGCAAUAGUGGGGAUUACGUACGUACUAUGGUGAGGGGCCUAGCUGGACAGUCUGCCUUAUGUGAUCACGCAGACAGUCAUAAAAAUAAGGCAUGGCAGAACUAUGCUGCAGCAACCGCAGCAUCUUGUGCGAAAUGUAUCUUGGCAUACUGGCAGGGCGGUUCUCAGCAACGGCGACCAGAAACCUCAAGUCUUCCUAAGCCAGCUUCAACUGUCCCCUUCGAGAGAGACACAAUGUUCGUUGGCCGAGAAGAAAUUAUUUUGAGUAUUAUAGACGCUGUUCAGGAAAGAAAUUGGCAGACUUCUAAGCGCGUCGCACUCGUUGGCUUAGGAGGCGUAGGAAAGUCUCAGAUAGCGAUCGAGUAUACAUACCGCGUUCGAGAUUCUGCGCCGAAUACAUGGAUAUUUUGGGUUCACGCGAGUAAUACAACGAGAUUUGAGCAAGGGUAUCGGGAGGUCGCAGCAGUCGCAAAGAGUCCUGGACGCGAUGAUCCAAAAUGCGACGUCCUAGAGCUGGUUAAGAAAUGGCUAAGUGACGAGACGAAUGGCAACUGGUUGAUGAUCCUGGACAAUGCAGACGAUGUUGAUCUGUUUUUCAACACACUUGGUGACAAUAUGCCUUUAGUGGAUUACCUGCCUUAUGUUUCCCAUGGAUCGAUUCUUCUUAAUUACAACGAUGCUCAUGAUCUUCGACGAGAUCGAAGUAUCCGACAUCCAGUCAUCACUACAUGGCAGAUCUCAUUUGAUCAGAUCCGCCGCACAUGCCCUAAAGCUACAGAUUUGCUGGCUUUGAUGAGCAUGUUUGAUCGACAGGGAAUUCCAGAAGAGUUGAUAAGCGAAGGGACCGACCGAUUACAAUUUGAGGAUGCAAUUGCCCCAUUGAUAAGCUUUUCUCUCAUCCAAGUCGAGGUUGGCAGAAGGUUGUUCGAACUGCACCGUUUGGUCCAAGUAUCCGUUCGACAGUGGCCGAAGAAACAAAGUCAGUUUCAUCGGUUAGCCGGACAAAGCCUGCGAGCGCUGGAAGCAGUAUUUCCAAGCGGGGAUUAUGCGACAUCAGCAUCUUGCCAAAUACUCCUUCCACAUGUAAAAGAGACGAUUUACUUCAGUAACUGGUUAGAUGAGGAAUCUUAUUUAAUAAUGUCGAGUGCCGCCAAUCGAUGUGGCCACUAUCUUUAUCUUGCGGGAAGAUACGAGGAAGCAGAUUUCAUGGAACGACGGGCACUUGCUGGUAAAGAAAAAGUUGUUAACAAUCUAGGCUCGGUGCUUGAAAGUCAAGGGAAAUACGAGGAGGCAGAGGCCAUGCAUCGACAAGCACUCGCUGGUAAAGAGAAAGUGUUAGGCGCUGAUCAUCCUGAAACACUGACUAGUGUCAAUAGUCUAGGCUCAGUGCUUCAAAGUCAGGGAAAACUUGAAGAAGCAGAGGACAUGCAUCGACGAGCAAUUGUUGGUUUUGAGAAAGCGUUAGGCGUUGACCAUCCUGGCACACUGGCUAGUGUCAGUCAUCUAGGCUUGGUUCUCGGAAGACAGGGAAAAUAUGAAGAGGCGGAGGCUGUGCAUCGACGAGCACUCGCUAGCAGAGAGAAAGUGCUAGACAAUCACGAUCAUGCCGGUGAAAGAAUGGAUCGGUUGAGGAGGAUUGUCAGUACGGCUGAUAAAGGUCAUGGUGAAUUGGGCAUGUACGGAUCUCGUUGGAUUAGAGAAGUAGCAGUUUGUGGAAAAUAUCUGCUGCGCGCUUCACCACCGGUCAUUUUUUCCAUCUUAGAGGCAAUGCGGUCAAUUCAUUGUGGGGUGCAAUCACCAGCAGAGGAAUCAUCCAUGGUGACGUCACGGGUGAAAGGUUUUCACAGCCCUGAACUAUCGCAGUGAUCAUUAUUUGUGGUGAAAUUCUUGAUCCAUGUAUAUUUAGAGCACGCAACAGGGCCACGCAGACUUUCCUUGGGGAAGCUAUGAUCUAAACUGGCGCAAUUGGUCAUGAAUCAAUUCGACGGAUGCUCAGAGCCGAUUUCACUUCUAGCGUCACUUCGCAAGAUACUAGAAUCUGA